UUGUGGGCUACGGGCAGCAGCGACGGAGCGAAGAUGGACGUGACUGGGCCUGAUAGUGACUGGCGGAGCGCGCCUUUUAGGCAGAAGCUAGUAAGCCAAAUAGACGAAGCAAUGCGCAAAGCUGGAGUAGCUCACAACAAGUCUAGCAAGGAGAUGGAGAGCCAUGUUUUUCUGAAAGCCAAAACCCGUGAGGAAUAUCUUUCUUUAGUGGCCCGGCUAAUCAUUCACUUUCGAGACAUCCAUAACAAGAAGUCCCAGGCAAAUGCAAGUGAUCCUAUGAAUGCCCUGCAAACCCUGACCGGGCCACCACCUGGUGGAUCGCAAGGAAUGGUCAUGGGUGUUCGCCCUCCUGGACCCCAGAUGGGUGGCAUGGGUGGGAUGCCUCAGAUGCCCCAGCAGAUGAAUAUGCCUGGGCAGCCUCAGCCUGGGUCAUCAGGAAUGGCACCACAUGGAAUAACUGGUGUGUCUGCAGGAAACCAACCUACUCCUCUGCAGCUGCAGCAAAUGGCACAGCAACAGCAGCAGCAGCAGUUUCAGCAUCAACAAGCUGCUUUGCAGCACCAACAACAGCAGUUUCAGGUGGCCCAACAAACUGCAAUGCAACAGCAACAGCAGCAGUUUCAGGCGGCAGCAGCAGCUCAACAGCAGCAGCAGCAGCAGGCACAGCAGCAACAGCAGCAGCAGCAGAACCAGCAACAGCUCCAUGCAGCUGCACAGCAGCAGCAUAUACUGAAACUGCAGAUGCAGCAGCAACAGACCCAGCAGCAACAAUUACAACAGCAGCAACUUCAGAGAAUUGUGCAAAUUCAUCAACUGCAACAGCAGCAACAGCAGCAGCAGCAGCAACAACAGCAAACUCAAGUUAUGCAGCAACAGCAGCCAAUGCAACAACAGCAACAAAUGCAGCAGCAACCACAGCAAGUGUUGCAGCUUCAAAUGCAACAGCAACAGUUGGCACAAAGUCAACAGCAGUUACUUCCUUCACAACAGCAACAACAAACUAUGGUAUCAUCAGGACAGGGUCUGCCAGGGCAGAUGCCCCCACAAGUUAUGUCUGUAACCCUCACACAACAGCAGCAACUGAAAAUGCUUCAGGUGAGAGCACAACAGGCUCAGCAGCAAGCUCAGCAGCAGGCACAGCAGCAGGCUCAACAGCAAGCUCAGCAGCAGGCUCAGCAGCAAGCUCAGCAGCAGGCUCAGCAGCAAGCUCAGCAGCAGGCACAACAGCAGGCUCAGCAGCAGGCUCAGCAGCAAGCUCAACAGCAGGCACAGCAGCAGGCACAACAGCAGGCAGCUCAGGCCCACAUGGCAGCCACAAGUGGGCAGAUGAUCACCGCAGCUAUGGCCAGAGGUGGGAUGACAGUAAGACCACGGUUUCCGCCCACCACCACCACGUCUGCCACGCCUCCGAGCUCCGUCCCUUUGGGAGGACAGCAGAUCCCACAGGUCAAUCAAAGCAGCAUCACUAUAAUGUCGUCACCAUCACCUGUACAACAGGUCCAGACCCCACAGACCCCAUCUAUGCCACCACCUCCACAGCCAUCCCCUCAGCCCUCACAACCGAUGUCACAACCCAACUCCAAUGUCAGCUCUGGUCCUGCCCCUUCGCCUGGUGGUUUCAUACCCAGCCCAUCUCCUCAGUCUUCACAAAGUCCAGCUUCAGCCCGCACCCCUCAAAACUUCAGUGUCCCCUCACCAGGACCUCUCAAUACCCCAGGAAACCCUAAUUCUGUCAUGAGCCCUGCAAGUUCGAGCCAAUCAGAAGAGCAGCAGUAUCUUGAGAAACUAAAACAACUUUCCAAAUACAUAGAACCCCUCAGACGGAUGAUCAAUAAGAUUGAUAAAAAUGAAGAUAGGAAGAAAGAUCUAAGUAAGAUGAAAAGUCUUCUUGAUAUCUUGACUGAUCCAUCAAAACGGUGUCCAUUGAAGACUCUGCAGAAGUGUGAAAUUGCUCUGGAGAAGCUGAAAAAUGACAUGGCUGUGCCAACUCCUCCUCCACCAACAGUUUCUUCUACCAAGCAGCAGUAUCUGUGCCAGCCUCUGUUAGAUGCUGUUCUGGCAAAUAUCCGAUCGCCUGUAUUCAACCACUCCUUAUACCGAACCUUUGUACCAGCGAUGACAGCCAUUCAUGGUCAGCCUAUAACAGCUCAGAUGAUCACUCCACGUAAAAGAAAAUUUGAAGAAGAUGAGAAGCAGAAUAUUCCAAAUGUUUUACAAGGAGAGGUUGCAAAGCUUCAUGCCAAAUUCCUGGUCAAUCUGGAUCCCUCUCACUGCAGUAACAAUGGGACAGUGCACCUUAUAUGCAAACUAGAUGAUAAAAACCUCCCAAGUGUUCCACCACUGCAGCUUAGCGUCCCAGCUGAUUACCCCGAGCAGAGCCCACUGUGGAUGGACAACCCUCGCCAAUAUGAAGCCAACCCAUUCCUGCAGUCUGUAUAUCGCUACAUGACUUCUAAACUCCUGCAACUUCCUGACAAACACUCGCUCACUGCACUUCUGAACACCUGGGCACAAAGUAUCCGGCAGGCUUGCCUCUCUGCUGCCUAGUGACCAUAUGAUCUGUAUGCUGUAGAGCACAAUAUUGUGGCCUUUGUUAUUAAUUCCCAGUGGUCACUGGAAGAAGAGUGGGGAUUUAUUCCUUCAUGCUCUGUAAUAUUUAUGAAUUGCGUGAUGUUACCUGCUCUUCUACAAGCUUUCUGGUCAAUUAAAUGCUCGUUUAUAAGUGGAAGAACUGAAUAUUCAAUCCAUUUGUAUGGCAUCAAAAUAUUUGGUUUCUGGUUUUGUUUGAGCAUUUUGAUAUAAAUAUGUGCAAGGCAAUAGUAUCAUGCAAAAAAAUGUUUUCAUAUUGCCUUACAGUUCUAAAACCAACUGGAGCUAGAUUAUGUUGUAUAGUCUCCCCUUUGUUGGAGAACAUUGAGGGUAUGAGCCUGUUUGGUAGAAUGUAAACAUGGACUGGUACAUGCACUCGUUAUACUGUUAACUUGUAAAAUUAUAAGGUGGAUUUUGUACACAACAUAUUUUGUUAAUGACAAUAAAUUUAAUUUUUUUUUUUUUGCCUGAGA
Messenger RNA from Bombina bombina (fire-bellied toad), 3062 nucleotides. RefSeq names its product mediator complex subunit 15 (gene MED15). Gene Ontology annotation, biological process: regulation of DNA-templated transcription. The record is from RefSeq and is a predicted model, not a curated record. The transcript is spliced from 18 exons. NCBI's taxonomy places the organism in Eukaryota, Metazoa, Chordata, Amphibia, Anura, Bombinatoridae. Gene Ontology annotation, molecular function: transcription coregulator activity. Bases 34 to 2547 code for a protein of 837 amino acids.